AGGGCAUCCAGCACUGCCCUUCCCCCACUCCCCCACCCCAGUAACCCCGGCCAUAUUGGAGCCUCAGACUUAAGUUAUGAAAAAGGUCCUGUAACCCAAGAUACUCACUGAACAAGGCUAGCAGGCUCAGACUGGGGUCUGCAGUUCAGCAUCCAUGGGCGCUGACUUGAAUAUGGAAGAGUUUUCUCUAGCAAAGCAGCAGCUUUCAUUUGCCUGUUUCCCAGAGUAAUGUGGGCCAUGGAGCCAGGCCACCUCCUCUGGGCUCUCCUGUUCAUGCAACCCAUUUGGCCUCGACUAACUGAUGGAGCAACUCGAAUCUACUACCUGGGCAUUCAGGAUGUGCAGUGGGACUAUGCUCCCAAGGGAAAGAAUAUCAUCACGAACCAGUCUCUGGACAGUGACACAGUGGCUUCUAGCUUCCUAAAGUCUGACAAGAACAGGAUAGGGAGAAGCUACAAGAAGACCAUCUAUAAAGAAUACAAGGAUGACUCAUACACGGAUGAAGUGGCCCAGCCUGGCUGGUUGGGCUUCCUGGGGCCAGUGAUACGAGCUGAGGUGGGAGAUGUCAUCCUUAUACACCUGAAGAAUUUUGCCACUCGUUCUUAUACCAUCCACCCUCAUGGUGUUUUCUAUGAGAAGGACUCAGAAGGCUCCCUAUACCCGGAUGGCUCCUCUGGGCGGCUGAAAGCUGAUGACUCUGUUCCCCCGGGAGGCAGUCAUAUCUACAAUUGGACCAUUCCAGAAGGUCAUGCACCUACUGAUGCUGACCCAGCAUGCCUCACUUGGAUCUACCAUUCUCAUGUAGAUGCUCCACGGGACAUUGCAACUGGCCUCAUUGGACCCCUCAUCACUUGUAAAAGAGGAGCCCUCGAUGGGGCCAUUCCUCCUCAGCGGCACGAUAUGGACCAUGAUUUCUUCCUGCUCUUCAGUGUGGUAGAUGAGAACCUUAGCUGGCAUCUCGAUGAGAACAUUGCUACUUAUUGCUCAGACUCUGCCUCAGUGGACAAAGAAGAUGAGGCCUUUAAGGAAAGCAACAGGAUGCAUGCAAUUAAUGGCUUUGUGUUUGGGAAUUUACCAGAGUUGAGCAUGUGUGCACAGAAGCGUGUGGCCUGGCAUUUGUUUGGCAUGGGCAAUGAAGUGGAUGUUCAUACAGCUUUCUUCCAUGGACAGAUGCUGAACAUCCGUGGACAUCGAACUGAUGUGGCUCAUGUCUUUCCAGCUACCUUUGUUACUGCUGAGAUGGUGCCUCAGGAGCCUGGCACUUGGUUAAUUAGUUGUCAAGUGAACAGUCACUUGCUAGACGGCAUGCAGGCAUUUUACAAGGUGAAGUCUUGCUCCACUACUCCUCCUUUGGACCAGCUCAGAGGCAAAGUUCGGCAAUAUUUCAUUGAGGCCCAUGAAAUUCGAUGGGACUAUGGCCCAAUGGGGCAUGACGGAAGUACUGGGAAGAGUUUGAGAGAGACUGGCAGUAUCUCGGAAAAGUUCUUCCAGAAGAGUUCUAGUAGAAUUGGGGGCACUUACUGGAAAGUCCGAUAUGAAGCUUUCCAAGAUGAGACAUUCCAGGAGAAGGUACAGUCAGAGGAAGAUAAACAUCUUGGAAUCCUGGGGCCAGUGAUCCGGGCUGAGGUAGGUGAUACCAUCCACAUUGUCUUCUACAACCGUGCCUCCCAGCCAUUCAGCAUGCAGCCCCAUGGGGUCUUUUACAAGAAAGACUACGAGGGCACUGUGUACAAUGAUGGAUCAUCCCACCCUGGCUUGGUGGCCAAGCCCUUUGAAAAAGUAACAUACCGCUGGACAGUCCCCCCCCAUGCAGGUCCCACUGCUCAGGAUCCUGCCUGUCUCACCUGGAUGUACUUCUCUGCCAUGGAUCCCAUAAGAGAUACAAAUUCUGGCCUGGUGGGCCCCCUGCUGGUGUGCAAGGCUGGUACCUUGGGUGCAGAUGGCAAGCAGAAAGGAGUGGACAAAGAAUUCUUUCUCCUUUUUACUGUGUUGGAUGAAAACAAGAGCUGGUACAGCAAUGCCAAUCAAGCAGCUGCUAUGUUGGAUUCCCGACUGCUGUCAGAGGAUAUCGAGGGCUUCCAGGAGUCCAAUCGGAUGCAUGCCAUUAAUGGGUUUCUGUUCUCUAACCUGCCCAGGCUAGACAUGUGCAAGGGUGAUAUAGUGGCCUGGCACCUGCUUGGCCUGGGCACAGAGACUGACGUGCAUGGGGUCAUGUUUGAAGGCAACACCGUGCAGCUUCAGGACAUGAGGAAGGGUGCAGCCAUGCUCUUUCCUCACACCUUUAUCAUGGCCAUCAUGCAGCCGGAUAACACUGGGACAUUUGAGAUUUAUUGCCAGGCUGGCAGCCAUCGAGAAGCAGGGAUGAGGGCAGUCUAUAAUGUCUCCCAGUGUCCUGGCGACCAGGCCACCCCUCAUCAACGCUACCAAGCUGCAAGAAUCUACUACAUCAUGGCAGAAGAAGUGGAGUGGGACUAUUGCCCCGAUAGGAGCUGGGAAUUCGAAUGGCACAACCGAUCUGAGGACAGUUAUAGUCACAUUUUCCUGAGCAACAAAAAUGGCCUCCUAGGUUCCAGAUAUAAAAAAGCUAUAUUCAGGGAAUACACUGAUGGUACAUUCAGGAUCCCUCGGCCAAGAACUGGACCAGAGGAGCAUUUAGGAAUCUUAGGCCCAUUUAUCAAAGGAGAGGUGGGUGAUAUCCUGACUGUGGUGUUCAAGAAUAAUGCCAGCCGCCCCUAUUCCAUGCAUGCACAUGGAGUGCUUGAAUCUACUACUGGCUGGCCACUGGCUGCUGAGCCUGGUAAGUGA
Tupaia belangeri chinensis (Chinese tree shrew) is the source of this 2805-nucleotide messenger RNA. It is a transcript of the gene HEPH, whose product is annotated as hephaestin. Gene Ontology annotation, molecular function: copper ion binding; ferroxidase activity. Bases 229 to 2805 code for a protein of 858 amino acids. The transcript is spliced from 15 exons. Gene Ontology annotation, biological process: iron ion transport. The record is from RefSeq and is a predicted model, not a curated record. Gene Ontology annotation, cellular component: plasma membrane. Lineage: Eukaryota; Metazoa; Chordata; Mammalia; Scandentia; Tupaiidae.